Messenger RNA from Fundulus heteroclitus (mummichog), 1232 nucleotides. RefSeq lists its product as uncharacterized. The transcript is spliced from 6 exons. Bases 70 to 840 code for a protein of 256 amino acids. Lineage: Eukaryota; Metazoa; Chordata; Actinopteri; Cyprinodontiformes; Fundulidae. The record is from RefSeq and is a predicted model, not a curated record.
UCAAUCUGAACUGAGCUGUUUGUUCUCCUAUCCUCCAUUUAUCUUCUUCAUCUACUCUUCCCUUCUAUAAUGGAUCUGUGCACUAUUGUGAUCAUCGCAGCUUAUUCACUUGCGUCUACAGUCCAAGCAAAUGACAGUAUCACAACUACAGGCAGCCCCAUGAAGAAUAAUACCAGUCCCACUCCCUGUUCCUGCUCAAAAGUAACUCAAGCUACCCCCACUUCCAGCUCCAGCAGCCUCAACCUCAUCCUGGGCAUCCUCAACGUUACAUGGAAAAAUAAUUGUGAAGGUACUAUCCACCUGUUCCCAUAUCCUACCUUCAACAGCUCUCCCCUGCCAGUCUGUUCCAUGGAGGACGGCCGAGUCCAGACGAUGUUGGGAGAGGUGUGUCAGCAUAAGAGGGGCUGUAAAAAUAAGACAAUGUGGAAGCUUGCCAAAGAGGAACUGGUGGAUGGUUACAACAUUACAGAGAAGGGAGCGAGCAAAACGACCCGCUGCCAGAAACUUCAGGUGCACUGUGAAGUUGAGAAGCUCCCGGAUUUGCAGGGGGAGCUGAGUGCCUACAAGGCGGUGACAGCUUUGCUCAGCAUCGUACUCCUGAUCUUAUUAUUGAUGCGCUUUACGAGGCCCACAGUUGCAGCCCUGCAGAAGAGAUUAUCAGACAGGAGGCAGCAUCACUGGGUUGGACCCACACAAAGUCACAGUGUCUCCUACCAUCGAGGGAAAAGUGCAGUUAAGAAUGAUGAUGAUGAAGAGAAGAGAUUUUCAUACCCAGCUCUGGAGCGCCUGACAGUGGGUGACAGCAGCCCUUCAUGUAACAGAAACUUCUAUAACUUCUAGCCUGCAGGGUCCUCCACCUUCAUAUCCACGACUGUCUUUCUCUGCAUGUUGAGGAUCAGUAUUCUAAUGUGAAGCUCUGGAUUGUAGCUUUGUGUAGACUUCCUGCCUGUGCUUCUCAUGAAAAUAUAUUACUAUGAUUUGCAUCAAACACAAACAUCUUACAGUCAUCAGUCCAUCUGAGUCUCACAUCACUUCUUUGUCCUCGGAGCAAUAAAAUCACUGGUCACCAGGUAAAGGCUGUGGAGUUGUUGGGUCAGGAGUGUGUCAGGUGGCUGAGGGGCUUCCCCAGGGCAGCACUGAUGUUACAAUUUAUUUCAUAGUAUAGUUUUAUUCUGUUUGUAAAUUGGAUCUGUUUGUCUUGUAAAGUACUUUGAGAUGACAUUUGGUGUGAU